CAUUGAAACAGUUUGAACGUUAAGACGUGAAACAAAAAAAAAUUAUUAAAAAUGAAAUUCUCAAGCAAUAUCUCACUUUUGUUCCUCAUUUUGGGAGCCCUUGUCCUCGUUUGUGUAAGCGCCAACCCAGUUGAGCGUGUCAAGCGCGCCUACGAUUACACACCACCAGAGGGCGGUGCCGGAGAUCUUUUCGGAGAUAACGAGAUCCCAGAUGGCGGUGAUGACGAUGGCUUCUCAGCCUCCGUCUCAAGCGACGAUGGCAACAACUAUGCUUCGGCCUCAAUCAGCUCGGGACCCGGACAAGCAAGUGCCUCAAGCUUGAGCGCCAACACCUUCGAAUUCGAAAAACCUGAAUACACACCAAAAUGCUGUGCUCACUGCACUUGCACCUAA
This is a messenger RNA of Culicoides brevitarsis, 393 nucleotides long. RefSeq lists its product as uncharacterized. The record is from RefSeq and is a predicted model, not a curated record. The transcript is spliced from 2 exons. NCBI's taxonomy places the organism in Eukaryota, Metazoa, Arthropoda, Insecta, Diptera, Ceratopogonidae. Bases 52 to 393 code for a protein of 113 amino acids.